GGUAUCGCCCUCCUCGGUCCGGAAGCCGUGGUUGCGGGUCGGCCUCCCCGGUACGGUGGCCUGCGAGGGUCAUUUCUAGCGCCACAGAAAAGCUGGGAAGGAACCCCUUGGCGUCCGGCUCCCCCGAGGUCAAAGCCGCGGGAACAUGGACAGUGAGGUGCAGCGGGACGGAAGGAUCUUGGAUCUCAUCGACGACGCCUGGAGGGAAGACAAGCUGCCCUACGAGGAUGUGGCGAUACCGCUGAACGAGCUGCCCGAACCAGAGCAGGACAACGGCGGCACCACGGAGUCUGUCCGAGAACAAGAGAUGAAGUGGACAGACCUCGCCCUGCAGUACCUGCACGAGAAUGUGCCCCCCGUCGGGAACUGACACCCCGCCCCUCGCACCAUGGGUGUUUUGAGAAUACACACACAGGAAACGUCGUCUCAGCCUCCCGAGUCAGACUGGUGGGAAAUAAGUGCUCCAAGCCGCACGCCCGCCUGGCCUGUGGCAGCGCGCGUCUCGGGAGCGCAGACGGCCUGGCUCCGUACCCCUGGAGCUCUGCCGUCGCUCGCCCGAGUUUGAACAUGGUUGCUUCAGCCUUUACCUUUCUCUCCGGCUUCGCUUCACUGUCAAAGUGCGACACUCCCCAGCCACUUGGACGUUUCCUGUGCCGAAGAGGAAAGGAGGAAGGCAGGCCUCGGACAGCUCCGGACUCCUGGUCCCCACUUGGAGAGGCACUCUGAGGGCACUUGGCCUGUCGCUGUUGGGCUACACAGAUCUCGUGCCCUGGUCACUGUGACGCCAGAGCUCCUGCGUGCCGUUUGCAGAAUUUGGGUUGAUUUACAGAUUUAAAAAGUGUCUCUUCCCCUACAGCUUCCUUUGAUGCUGCUGGGGAGACCCUUCAGCUAGGUGGACCACGAAUCGUAUCAGCUAAUAAUGGCAUAUCUUCAUGGCCCUAAGCCCUUUCACGUGGAACCGGAGCACCCUCGUGUCAGGAUUUAGUUAAAUGCUUGUUUCACUAAACACUUUGCAAAACACAU
Molecule: messenger RNA, 1023 nt
Organism: Lepus europaeus (European hare)
Lineage: Eukaryota; Metazoa; Chordata; Mammalia; Lagomorpha; Leporidae
Gene: ANAPC13
Product: anaphase promoting complex subunit 13
Exons: 3
Coding region: 146-370 (74 amino acids)
Biological process (GO): protein K11-linked ubiquitination
Cellular component (GO): anaphase-promoting complex
Source: RefSeq, a predicted model, not a curated record